Molecule: messenger RNA, 1505 nt
Organism: Rana temporaria (common frog)
Lineage: Eukaryota; Metazoa; Chordata; Amphibia; Anura; Ranidae
Gene: CCDC3
Product: coiled-coil domain containing 3
Exons: 3
Coding region: 156-1052 (298 amino acids)
Biological process (GO): negative regulation of gene expression
Cellular component (GO): extracellular region
Source: RefSeq, a predicted model, not a curated record
GCUGGAGUCCUUUCAAACUAUCUGUACAGUUCAGGCAGUUAGCAGUCUGCUGCUCCAGGACAGGACACACCACAGGGACAGUGCAAGCUUUCCAUUACUAGGCAAGAAGAUGAAUCUGUAACAUAUGAAAAGCCUGUAUUGCUCAUGGCAAUGGAAUGUAUACUCUGUGUGUAAACCUUUGGAGGAUUAAUUCCUUUCCUUUACAUUUGGGUGACAAGGACAGUAAGUCUGCCAUGCUGCACUUUGUGAUCACAGCCUGGUUUGUAUGGAGCUGUGCCCAGGGUUGUCAGCUGUCAUCAGAUUGGAGGCACCUGAGUGAAGGAUGCAGAGCAGAGCUGGCACAGAUAAUAGUCUAUGCCAAGGUGUUGGCUGUACAUCAGGAAACACACAGUAGUAUCUUCAGCAGUAUGUACAAUUACCUGCCAUGGCAGUAUGAAUCAGGGGACAGCACCUUCUUCUAUUCUGCAGAGAUAGAAAUGCUCUGUGAUCAGGGAUGGGGCAGUAUGCUGGAGGUACCUGCAGGAUCCAGGCUCAACAUCACUGGACUGGGAUACUUUGAUUGUCACUCAUACACAGUUGUGCAGGGUCACUCCUACUUCUUCUUCCUCCGAAUGGAUGAAAAUUACAGUCUGCUUCCACAUGGAGUGAAUUUCCAGGAUGCAAUUUUUGCAGAUACUCAAGACAACUGGAGGCUGUUUUCCAGUCUUUUCCAGUACUCCAACUGUUCUCAAGGACAACAAGUCAUGGAUGAACUAGAAAGCCAAGAAGAUAGUAGGCUGAUGUGCUCAUCGAUCCAGAGUGCGCUGUUUGAGGAAGAAGACAGAGCAAAGAAGCUUCAACAAAAAGUGGCUUCCCUUGAGAAACGCAACAAACAGCUCCGGAAUCGAGUAAAGAAGGUCAAGAGCUCUUUACGACAAGCUAAAAAGAAUGCCAGAAACAUGGAAAUGAUUAACAGAAAACUGAAUGAAAAACUCUCCUCAGUGGCUGGACAGAUAACACACAUGAAUUCUUUUAUCCAAAAAAAUUCUCAUUCAUCAUACCUCAAAGUAUAGUGCUUUAUACCAGAGACCUUGAUAUAAAGUCUGUGCAAAAUAUACGCAAAAUCUGCAUUGUAACUCAGAUUUCUAGCGCCCUCUGCAAUAUGUCCUAGGAAACCUUGAUGGAAUUUAAUUGGAAAAAAAUGUGUGAAUCAUGGCUGAGAUUUGUGUGAAUCCUAUGUGAAAACAUAUAUCAAUAGACACCCUAGGCAUGCUAAUCUGUGUAACAGGGUACUUUCCUAUUGCUGGAAUAAGCAUAUAUAUGCCUCUAAAAGUUGUGGGCCUAUGCUGACCAUACACUUGGCAAUUGUUCACAGUUUUGAAGCUUUCUAUCAGCUUUCAAGUACAGCUAUCUGCAACACACUACUUUAAUCAUUUAUCUAUUUGAAGUGGUUGAACAUGUGAAAUUGCUGUUAAAAUCGAUCAGAAAUACUGCAAUGGCAUUCCAAUGGUUUUGCAAUUAUUUAG